UUGUGUGUCUCGUGAACCGUAGACACCGCCCCUCCUACCCACCCUCGCUCCGGUGGAAACAGCAGACUGUCGGUUAGGUCCACUGCCUGUAAACACAUCACAACCACAAUGAACCGAAACGGCGAAGUUACCGGGCCCCGCGUUCCGUCGCCACUAACGUUGACCAUGUAAACCGACGAGUAAGUCCGUGUCUCUCGAGCGGUUCAGCUGUGGAUUUUGGACACAGUAUCUGGACCUGUCAACGCUGUGGCCGCUGCUUUCACAGGCUGUUUUCAUGCGGACGUUGUCAUAAUGGUCGCCGGUUGAGUUGUGUGAACCAAAGGUAGCCCGUUAACGGUUGAACAAAACACCCCGGUGUGUUUUUCACACUGUGACCACUCGCUAAGCUACAGACAUUUCAGGGGAACUUGAACAUGGCAUCGGCCGCAGAGCACGACCUGGCUCUGUCUGAGGCGGACAGCAGCAAAGAGAAGGCUCAGGUGUUUGGAAUACUGAGAUUGCAGGAGGAGAAGUGUGGAGCUGGAGACAAAGCUAACAGUAGCAGCACAAUGAGAGGAGGAGCAGCAGCAGCAGCAGCAGGAGGCAGCGGAGGAGUUGACGGCCGGUGGCAGGCUCCUAUCUUCGCUUUGGCUAGGAAAGCAUCCGAAACCAUUUCGGGGAGCAUUCAUGUGCUGCCCAAAGUGUCGGAGCACAGGACGUCUCUGCCUGGGGAGUGGACUGUCCAAGCUCUGCGAGACCCGAUGGCCAUGGAACGAGCCAACCUGCUGAACAUGGCCAAGCUGAGCAUUAAAGGCCUGAUUGAGUCGGCUCUGAGCUUCGGACGCACACUGGACUCGGACUACCCGCCCCUCCAACAGUUUUUUGUUGUCAUGGAGCACUGUCUCAAACAUGGUCUCAGAGUAAAGAAGUCAUUUCUAGGCUUUAACAAGUCUCUGUGGGGUCCUCUGGAGCUGGUGGAGAAACUGUGUCCUGAAGCAGCAGAGAUUUCAGCAUCUGUCCGUGACCUGCCAGGACUAAAGACGCCUUUAGGCAGAGCCAGGGCCUGGUUGCGUCUCGCUCUCAUGCAAAAACGACUGGCCGACUAUCUGCGACUUCUCAUCACCAGAAAAGACCUCCUCAGUGAUUUCUAUGAGAACUCAGCACUGAUGCUGGAGGAGGAGGGAGCCGUGAUCGUGGGCCUGCUGGUGGGCCUGAACGUCAUCGAUGCUAACCUGUGUGUCAAAGGAGAGGACCUGGACUCCCAGGUCGGCGUAAUCGAUUUCUCCAUGUACCUGAAAAACGACAUAGAUGAUUACAGGAGUGAAGAGAGGAACAGCCAGAUAUCAUCCAUCUUGGACCAGAAGAACUAUGUAGAGGAACUGAAUCGACAACUGAACUCCUCAGUCCAUGGUCUCCAGGGAAGAGUUGACACUUUGGAAAAGUCCAACUCCAAACUCAUAGAGGAGUUAGCCAUAGCCAAGAACAACAUCAUUAAACUGCAGGAAGAGAACCAGCAGUUGAGGAGUGAAAACAGCCUCAUUCUCCUGAAAGCACAACAACAUUUAGAGGUAACUCAAGGUGAUGUAUCAUUGGAGAGAGACACGUACAAACAGUCUCGUCAGGGUUUGGACGAGAUGUACAACGAGGCUCGGAGACAGCUGAAGGAGGAGUGUCAACUCAGACAGGAUGUGGAGAAUGAGCUGGUCGUCCAGGUGUCAAUGAAACAGGAAAUGGAGCUGGCCAUGAAACUUCUGGAGAAGGAUAUUCAUGAAAAACAGGACACACUGAUCGGCCUGAGACAUCAACUGGACGAGGUCAAAGCCAUCAACGUAGAAAUGUACCAGAAGAUGCAUACGUGUCUCAUUUCUCAGUCGUCCGAUGAGGAGAUGAAGAAGAAGAACGAUAUGAUCAGUCGCCUGGAGGAGAAGACCAAUCAGAUCACUGCCACCAUGAAGCAGCUGGAGCAAAGAUUACAGGAGGCAGAGAGGCACCGCACCUCGGCCGAGGAGGGAACCAGACGCUUCAAGCUGGACUUUGCCAACAAGGCCGACAGCCUGCAGCGGCAGAUCGAGCACAAAGAGAAACAACUGCAGCAGCUGGAGACGGACCUGAAGAUAGAGAGGGAGUGGAGACACACUUUACAAAAUGAUCUGGACAGAGAGCGAGACACGGUGUCUCAACUCAGCACAGAAGCGCUGCAGAUCAAUGGACUAAAAAAAGAGUUCCAUCGUCUCCAGGAAGAAAACUUUCAGCUGAAGACAAUCUGUGAAGACCAAGAACAGGCUCUGGAGGAACUGGGCUCCAAACUCAGCGAGUCCAAACUGAAGAUUGAGGACAUCAAAGAAGCCAACAAAGCUCUUCAGGGGGGACAGGUUUGGCUGAAGGACAAGGACGCCAGCCACUGCAAACUCUGUGAGAAGGAGUUUUCCAUCUCGAGAAGAAAGCACCAUUGUAGAAACUGCGGCGAGAUUUUCUGCAACAGUUGCUCCGACAACGAGCUCCCUCUGCCUGCGUCACCAAAACCAGUACGAGUGUGCGACACGUGCCACGCCCUCCUCCUCCAGCGAUGCUCGUCCAAUCCAACGUGAGCGCGUGUCCCCGGGGGCUGCCGUCAGGAGGACGGACAGACAGAUCACACUCUCCUGUCCUUGUCCUUCUGUGAGACCAAAACCCUUCUCCUAACUUACCUGAACAGUGUUUGCUGCUAGGAACAAGUGGACCACGUGCAUGAAUGUGAAGAACAUGACUGCUCUUUUAAUUGCAAGUUAAAGAAAAUGAAAGAAAAAACAAAGUCAAAAACAAAUUCACCUCACGGUCGUUAAUCUAUCAGGCCUGUUUGAGUUUGAUGUCACUACUGUUUCUGUGUCUGGUCACUAUUCUCUUUAGUUUUGUGCCAUGUUGUUGAGCGCACGCAAGUAUGUUUUGUACGUGUUAUCUUUUUACACACAAAACUCACUGUCCACUUACUCAACUCAACACAGAUGAGUUACAAAUGAGCCCAAAUUUCAGCCAAUUGUUGACUGACUUACAGUAUAUGCAAAUUAUUACUGAUUUUACACUGUAAAAAAUAUUGACUGAAUCAAGUAGAGUUGAAUUAUGUUACACAGGUGGCUUCACUGCAACAGUAAAAACAUAUACUAACUAGAUCACACGUAAAUCCCUGGAUCAGAUAUCGAACAGAUAAUAAUAAAUGUGAAGACUGUAGCUGUGUCUUUGAAAUGGCUCAACAGAAAGCUGCGUUGAGUUAAGCGGAGUGAGAAACAUACGGCAUGCACGUACAAAAAGAACAACGUGGCACAAAAAUAACGCUGUGUAAGUCAGUCCACAGCUGAGGAGUUGGAAAUGAUAAUGUGUGAGUAAAAUAUUCCCUGUUCAGACCUGGUGUUAACAUGCGUCCUCAUUGAUCCAGUCAUGUCCACACUUAGAACCCUCCCACUUUUGUACAAAAUUUGUACUCAGAUCCAGAAACCACAUUCGGAGGUGGUUUUGAGCACACAUUUAUUCACAUUUUUGAGUGUAUGCAGAAACACAAUCUACCCUCAGGACACAUUAGAGUACGGCUGCAAUUUACGAUUGUUUUCAUAAUCGAAUAAUCUGUCCAUCUUUUUCUCAAUUAAUCGAGUAAUCGUUUGGACCAGAAGAUGUUGAAGAAAUGAUGAUGUUCUCAGAUGUCUUUGUUUUCUGAUUCAGUUUGAAUGAUUUCUUUGUUAUAUGUAGCAAAGAAACUAUAGAUUAUAAAACUAUAAAUAUUCACAUCUAAGAAGCUGAAAAAUCAGAGAAAC
Solea solea (common sole) is the source of this 3761-nucleotide messenger RNA. It is a transcript of the gene rufy2, whose product is annotated as RUN and FYVE domain containing 2. Gene Ontology annotation, molecular function: metal ion binding. The transcript is spliced from 19 exons. The record is from RefSeq and is a predicted model, not a curated record. NCBI's taxonomy places the organism in Eukaryota, Metazoa, Chordata, Actinopteri, Pleuronectiformes, Soleidae. Bases 414 to 2567 code for a protein of 717 amino acids. Gene Ontology annotation, cellular component: cytoplasm.